Molecule: messenger RNA, 5225 nt
Organism: Colossoma macropomum (tambaqui)
Lineage: Eukaryota; Metazoa; Chordata; Actinopteri; Characiformes; Serrasalmidae
Gene: homer2
Product: homer scaffold protein 2
Exons: 9
Coding region: 272-1333 (353 amino acids)
Biological process (GO): regulation of store-operated calcium entry; G protein-coupled glutamate receptor signaling pathway
Cellular component (GO): postsynaptic density; plasma membrane; dendrite
Molecular function (GO): G protein-coupled glutamate receptor binding
Source: RefSeq, a predicted model, not a curated record
AAAAUACCCACCGCGGUUUUUCCUCUCCUUCUAAUUUAAAGCCAAACAGGGAAACGGAGCGCGAGCUGCAAUUUGACGAGCUCAAUGUUCAGGAGAAUUGUCACGCGCGGAAACCAAAGAUAAACUCUGAAAAGGUGUGUGUGUGUGGAGUGAAACAUCGAGAGCGCGCGGAGUGUGUGAGUUGAGGAGUGUUUGAGGUUUUUUGGUGAGGAGCUUCUUGAUGCCCAACAGAUUCUCUCAGACACGGAGCUGCUGAUCGGAGUCCGCGGCCAUGGGGGAGCAGCCGAUCUUUACCACCAGGGCCCAUGUGUUCCAGAUUGAUCCCACCACCAAAAAGAACUGGGUUCCUGCCAGUAAACAGGCCGUCACCGUCUCGUACUUCUACGACAGCACACGCAACAGCUACCGCAUUAUCAGCGUGGAUGGAUCUAAGGUCAUCAUUAACAGCACCAUCACUCCCAACAUGACGUUCACUAAAACCUCACAGAAGUUCGGACAGUGGGCCGACAGCCGGGCAAACACAGUGUUUGGCCUGGGCUUUGCUUCAGAGCAACAGCUAACAAAGUUUGCAGAUAAGUUUCAGGAAGUGAAGGAGGCAGCCAAACUCGCCCGAGACAAAUCUCAGGAGAAAAUGGAGACUUCCAGCAACCACUCACAGGAGUCGGGGAGGGAGACUCCAUCGUCCAAUCAGGUGUCCAGCAUGAACGGGACGGACGAUGAGAAAAUCUCGCACACGCCCGACACCAUGGCGUUGAAGAGCGAGAACGACCGACUCAAAACCGCUAUAGAGCAGAGUAACUCAAAUGCUAAGAAGUGUGAGACGGAGCUGCAGGCUCUGAGGGAGAGUAACGCUCGGCUGCUGGACGCUCUGCAGGAGGCUAACAGCAGUGUGGAGAACUGGAAAACAAAGGCAGCGGCCUGUCAGGAGGAGAACAAUGCACUGAAGAACAAGAUUGUGGAGCUGGAGCUGCAGUGUAAGGAGGUGAAUCAGGAGAAGGAGAGAAACGCUCAGCUCACUCUGAGAGUGCAGCAGCUGGAGACAGAGCUGCAGGAUAAAGAACAGGAGCUGGAGAAUCUGAGGAAACAAGCUGAGAUCAUCCCCCAGCUCAUGGCUGAGUGUGAGAGCAUCACCGCCAAACUACAGGCGGCGGAGCAGUCUAGUACGGAGGCCCGUGGGAAGGUGACGGCGCUGCAGAGCGAGGUGGAGGACAGUCAGCAGAAACACACACACAUGAAGACAGAGCUGAAGAAGUUCAUGGACGUUCUGGAGGGAAAAAUCGACGAGCUGCACGAAGUGCGUCAGGGGCUCUCCAAACUUGGCAUUGACAACUGAAUACACACCGCACAACCACGCUGGGCUCCCAACGGACUGCACCGGAGCCAACCAAGUGAUAUAACCCCCCACGGCAGACCCCCAACCUGCCCCUGCCCAACCGCCCCCCUGACAGACUCCCCUCCAGACCCCCCUCCAGACCCUCCCACCCCCAAAACCACAGAGCUGAACAGCUCCAAUAUUAGGAAGUGACAGCCAUAACUGUUUGUGCUGCACACACUAACACUGGGCUGAGUGUGUUACUGUGUGUGUGUGUGUUACUGUGUGUGUGAGUGUGUGAGUGAGUGAGUGAACAAGGGCUAUGUGGUGUUUAGUUCAGUGGCGCGGAUGUACAGAGUUGACUGGUUGGCCACAGAGUGAAUCGGUACUCAUAGCGAGGUCUGAAACCUGAUCCGACCCCAGUGGUACAUCUAAAUUUGAAACCUGAACUGGCUCGCAUCACGAGCCAUAUCAUCACUGAGGGUUUACAGAGCUUUACUGUAUAACUGAGAGCUGGAGUGAUGGAAUGUGAUGCUGUGAUACACUGAUAGUAUUGAUUAUCAGUGUAAUUGUUGUAGAACUGCUGAUUGAACAGGACUGAACAGUGCCCCCCUCCUCUGAGCCUGGUUACAGCAGCUCUGCGUAAGUUUAUCUAAUUUUUUUUUUUUAAGUAAGGUCUUUAUUAGCUUUUCAAAGAUGAUCAUAUAGGGAGUUAAUAUAAUUAUAAAGACAGUUUUACCACUUAACAAAAAGACAGACCAAAAACAUGGAGUUACAAAAAUAAAGGGGGGGUGUGAAGUGUAUGUAAUGCUCAGUUUUCACUCUGCUUCAGUUUCACUGCUGUCAGGUCUAAACCCUUUAUACUGUUCCUCUUUAAGCUUGUCAAUAGCAGGCUAGAUAUAUUUACACAAUCAAAAUAUGAUUAUUUAAUAGUAAGUUUAUAUUUGGUUUGUGUGUAAAGUCUUCAGUUACACUAAUUCAUUUCAAACUGGCUUUUACUCAAUUUAGUUGCACCACAAAUUGUGUCUUAACUAGUAACAACUAACUAAUGCGCACGUCACUUUAACAUGACAAUAACACGAUCAGAACCGAUCAGUAAACCUGCUGCCAUGGAAACACGAUGGAGCUGCUCUGACUGAAUAUCCAGCCUAGAAGAGAGCAAUAUGUACUCUGUAUUCUUUAGUAUUUCACUGAGAAAUCAAAUACUCAGCUUUUUAAAUGCUGAUUUCUGGCUGACCAACACAACAGCAGCCUCAGUUUAGCCGUUUGUGCAGCUGCUGAGUCUCACCGAGCUGGAGCUGUGGGUGUUCAGCUUCAUGCUCAGAGUUUAAACCAGGGCGACAAUUAGAGCUGUGAGGAAAAUCAUUUCAUGUUUUUAGCUUAGUAACCAAGUCAUAUUUUUGGUCUUUUUGUGCUCUCUGUGUGGUUCUGAUGGUUUCCCCAAAACUCACACCUGCUGAGGGAGUGUAACUGGUGAGCUCAGCCUUAAAACUAGUUUGUGGUGCAGCUCAUUCUGAUUUAGUGAUGAUAUACCUGAACUUAGUAAACACGUAACAGCUAGUCUACGCCUAAACUUACGCACAGCUGGUGCAGCUGGAUACAGCUCUGCUGGUGCAGCUGGAUACAGCUCUGCUGUUAGCGCUAAAGCUCCUCUCACUUGUUCUGAUCCUGAUUACUUCAGGAGAACCUCACGAGCGAGAAGAAAUAUGUGGCUCUUCUAUGGCAGUGGUCUCCAGCCCUCCUCCUGGAGAUCUGCAGGUGUCACCCUCCCAAACCAAACACCUCCUUGAGCUAAUCAGGGAUGUCUGAAGGCAGCAGCCAGACUCAUCAGAAGGGGCUGAUUAGGGUUGGGGCUGAAGUCUGCAGGAAGGUGGAUCUCCAAGAGAAGAGUUGGUGACUACAGCUGAAGAACCGUCCAGAACACUGCCCCAAAGCCUGAAACUGUCGGACUGCGUCAGGUCGGGUAGCAGACCUCUAACAAACACACGCGUGUGCGCACACAGCAGAGCGUCAGAGAGUGUUAGAAUGUGAUUUUGAGUGUGUGUGUGUGUGUGUGUGUGUGUGUGUGUUCUUGUGUUCUUGUCUUGCUAUACCUGUAAGGACUACAUGACACUUCGCCACAUUUUGCUGGUCAUCACUUCAGCACAUGAUGUUUCACCACAAACUACAUUUAUUUGGAAAGCUAAAAGAGCAAAAAAUUCAUUUGGAUUUCAAGGUUAGGUUUAGGUGUAAGUGUAGCGGCUACAGUAAUACAAAAUCAAUAGAAGCCUAUGGAAGUCCUCACAAGUACAAGAAGACAAACGUGUGUGUGUGUGUGUGCGCGCAUGUGUGCAAUGCUCUAAAGCAGUCGUGGGACGCUCUCUCAAUAUUUGUUUUUUGUUUUUUUGGGUUUUUUUGUUUGGUUUUUUGUUUUUUUUUGUUUCCAAGAUAGUAAUCAUUAUCGUUUAUCAGAGAAGUUAAAACAAUCAGCAAUAACGAGCUGCUAAACAAGCUGCUAAUUAACUGAAAAUGUAAAACGGUGUCUUUCAUUUAUGAGGGUCAGUGUUUUGUUUAUCUCGUCUUUUGGAUGACAGAUUAAAGUCUUGUCGUUUGGAGGGCUGAGGGUCAUUCAGGUUUGUUAGAUUUUCUCUUUUGGACGCUUUCAGUCUUGUUCCAAUACGACACUACAUUCUUCACACAAUUUUGGAAAUUUUAGUGUAUCUGCAGUUUUCCUCAUAGACGUAUGGAAGCACAUUCCUGCCAGAUAGAGGACGAAAAAAAUCACUUUUGUUUUCCUUUCAGUUUUAACAUUGGUGUUUCUUACUGCCGCCAGAGAGGGAUGAAAAAAACUUUAUUUCCUACCUGCUGGGAAGUGAAUGCCAUACGUUUUACAUAUAAAGAGAUUUUUGUGAGAUGAUGUUUGUUUUGUGGGCUGAAGUGAAAGAUUUAUUAGUUUGCUGUUGUGCAGUCAGGCCAAGAGUUUUGGUUAGUUAUAAUAGAGCUGAAAUGAUUUUGAAUAUGCUGAAAAAGAAUUUCCAUAAAACAUUAACACAUCAGAUAAUAAACAUAUGAUGAUGAUGAUGAUGAUGGUGGGAGUGUCCCAUGACCUUUGAGCUGGGUGUGGCUCUGUGUUUAGUUCAGUGACACUGACAGGUAACAGGGUGGGGGUGAUGUAUAGCGACAGGGUUAGCAUCACACACACACACACACUCUCUGUGUGUAAUAACGGGGUGUGACUGAUGGCUGGAAUCUCAGGGUGUGUUUGGGUUCGUUAUGCACACACACGAACUGCAGUGUCACUAAGUGCCUGAGGUGGCGCUCUCUACUAGAGUCCCUCACUAACCUCCGCGUCCGCAUGAAGCUGCUCCCCCUGGUGGGCAGGAGGCACACCUACACAUACACACACCAACACUCUCACAGUCAGAUUAAAGUGCAAUAUCGGUCCUGGCCUGCAGGGGGCGGAUGGUCUUCGAUUUACAGUUUUUCCGUGUGUUUUGUGCGGAUAAAGCGCAUCUUCUCGGCCAUAACAAUGUACGAAAUGACCCGAAUCUAUGCUAGAUAAUAUAUUUAUGAUUGCUGUGAUCAAAGAAUUGUGCAUGUUUGAUAAACAUUUGUCAAUGUUAUUUUUAACGUUGUGGCUGUUGUGGGUGAUGUUUUUUUUCCCCUCAUGUUUUUGUACGGCUGGGCUUUGGGUGGGUGGGUGUGUUGGUUAUUGCUGCUAGCUGGUGAGGGAGAAGUCUGCAUGAUGGACAGCAGGUGCAGUGUAGAGGCUCCGCCUCUCCAAAUGAUCUACACUGCACCUGCUUUCCGUCAUGCAGAGCUCCAGGGUUUAGAACUUUCUCUUCCCGAAGUGACGGAUUUCCACGUCUGUUUUUUCUGAUCAAUGCUGUAUGAUUAUUGAUUGUCAUAAAUAUAGUUUAAGUACGAAACCUUU